Molecule: messenger RNA, 1636 nt
Organism: Dreissena polymorpha
Lineage: Eukaryota; Metazoa; Mollusca; Bivalvia; Myida; Dreissenidae
Product: dexamethasone-induced Ras-related protein 1-like
Exons: 3
Coding region: 1-804 (267 amino acids)
Molecular function (GO): GTPase activity; GTP binding
Source: RefSeq, a predicted model, not a curated record
AUGUCUCUCCUGGAUCGCGGGGCAUCGGCGCCAGAGGAAAACUGCCGACGACUGGUGGUCCUGGGUUCAAGAAACAAACUCAUUCAAUUUGUCAGCAACGUUGGCAAGACGUCAAUCAUAGUGAGAUUCCUUGAGAACACAUUCGUGGACACGCACACGCCCACCAUCGAGGACUUCCACCGGAAGGUGUACAAGAUUCGCGGCGAGGCAUACCGCCUGGAUAUCCUGGACACCGCCGGCAUACACCCCUUCCCGGCCAUCAGGCGCCUCUCCUAUGCCACGGGUGACAUAUUCAUAAUCGUGUACGACUUAACAAGCCGCCAUUCCUUCAACGAGUGUCAGGACAUCCUCGAGCAGUUGUACGCCAGCAAACAAGGUGCAGACGACGUUCUCAGUCCAGUCCCGGUGGUUCUGGUCGGAAAUAAACUGGACCGAGAAAAUGCGAGAACUGUGUCUUUCUCGGAGGUAAAAGGACUCUGUGAGGGUUCGAAUCCUUUAAUUGAUUGUUUUGAAGUGUCGGCAAAGUUCAAUUCAAACCUAGAAAAAAUCUUCAUACGGCUUUUCGAAAUGGCAAAGUUGCCCGUGGAAAUGAGCCCGUCCAUGCACCGAAAGGUUACGCCAUCAUAUACGGGGAACAACAAGCCACGUCGCUUCAACAUUGGCCGGAAGGUCAGUGAGGCGUGUGGCGUUCUGCAAAUGAACGCUAGGCGACCGAGCGUAGCUACGGAUCUCAUGGUUGCUAAGAACAGAGGCAGUGUUAAACGGUCUGAUAGCAAGGAGACUCGGAGGUGCACCAUACAGUGACCAAAUCAUCACUGCAAAGGUCACUACUUUCAGUACUCCUAUAAAUGUGAGGUCGAUAUACAUCGAUUCCUAUAAAUAUGAGGUCGAUAUCGGUAGAUUACGUCAAAAUAUUAGGACAGUAAUCGGUAUGUGUUUAAUUAUUUGGAUAACACUUUCAGCUUCUGUGCUUUACAUGCGUAAAAUAAUAAAUGUUGGUACAACGGAAAAAUGAGCCGAGAUUGUUGUCUGGUUUGUGUUUCACGUGUUGGCUUAACAGUAGAUCUAGAUAUACAUCUAUUUCUGUAUAUUUUUGUUUCGGGUACGACUUUACUUCGAUUAGUGCUUGGUGACCAAAAACACGUACGUGUUGACCUAGGCACGAGCUAAUUUAGGUACAAGUUAACCGGCACCCGUUUGUAGAAUCCUUAAAGAUUUGGUGUUUUCUGUUUUGAUUGUUUAACAAUACAAGAUUUUAGGUUAUGGAGGUUUCGUUUUCCGUAUAUGUCAACGCUCUAUAACAAUGAAAGUCAUGUGAGCCGUUUGUGUCUGGGCUCAAUAAGUGAGUAAAAGCCUUGUCGUCGGUUCUUGUCAAUACUGGUUUCCCGUUUGUGGUAAUGCUCUAUAACUUAUGAAGCAGUUUUAUUUUUAUUUUAUGUUUGUCAAUGCUUUAAAAUGAUGGAACAGUUUUGCUUUGUUUAAGGUUUGUGUCAAUUGUUUACAACAGAAAGUUGUAGAUUUCCACUUGUUAUUUUGUCUCGAGAACAUGUUAGUUAUACCACAAAAAUACCUUGUUGAAUAUAUCUAUGUUAAUGUUUACAGUUGUAUUGUUAUUACAUUAAAUAAUUCAAACGGA